CAUUUCAGAUUGCCUCGUGUGGUCUUCUUAGAGGAUUUUCGAUGGAGGUGGCCCUACGACAGAAAAUGGGUGUGGUUUAAUUUUCUGAAGCAUUGACAGAGACUUGAGUAGGUAUUACAAGAGACAAAUUGGCCUGGGAACGAGGCUAGGACACCACUUGACCUUUCUAUUCUAGGCCAAGUAAAUUGAUUGACGUUUUUUUGACUGACUCAGCAGUAGCGUCUACUGUGUUUCCAGAGGAGGUUUGACAGGGUUAAAAGGUCAUUAAUGAAUUAAUCACAUGCUCUAUAUAUGUUUCUAAUGGAGAUCCAACCUUUUAUCGACGUACCCCAGAUUUUGAUCAAUCUGAUGUACCCCUGAGGUACAUCGGUAGGCCGAUGUGAGAAAUUCUAGCUAAACUCUACACAACAUCCAAAUUAAAUGUGACGUUUGACCUUUUUACAAAACGUAUUAACAGUGUUUACCUCCUCUGCUGUGUUUCUGUAGUAUCAUUAAAAUCAGCCGCCCUCCAAAAAAGGGCGGCUGGUUCAUGAGACUAUGUAAUGUUUCUGCAUGGUUUCUGUCUCUGAAUCUGUUGACAACUAGAUGUGUUUGUCAUCUGUGAUGGGUCAUACAGCGAGUCAGCAAGUAAUUACUUGAUUUUGGCCUGGAAUGUCAAAGGUCAAGUGGUGUCCGACCUUCUCUGAUUGCGUGCACAAUGUUUGACAACUAUUCUGCCAACCUGAUGGUAGAUGGAAAGCCUAUUAACCUUGGUAUAUGGGGUACAACAGGUCAACAAGAUUACGACAGGCUUAGACCGCUCUCCUACCCAGAGACAGAUGUGUUCCUGAUAUGCUUCUCUCUCGUUCAUCCUGCCUCCUUUGAGAAUGUCAGAGCAAAAUGGGGCCCUGAAGUGAGCCAUCACUGCCCCAACACUCCUAUCAUCCUGGUCGGCACCGAACUCGAUCUCAGAGACGACAAGGAAACUGUUGAGAGACUCAGGGAGAAACGUCUCGCCCCCAUCACCUACACUCAGGGCCUACAAAUGCUCAAAGAGAUCUCUGCUGUCAAGUAUCAGGAAUGCUCUGCACUGACACAGAAAGGCCUCAAGGCUGUAUUUGAAGAGGCAGUUCGUACUGUACUCGCACCCACCAACAAGGCCCCUAGGAAGAAGAGAUCAGUGUGCAACGUCUUGUAAACUAUCUUAUUAUCGUAAUCUGAUUAUUACGGACAUACCUACUUACACAGCAGAUGUACUUGCAUGGAGUAUAGCUUUUGUUUGAUGUUCAGAUGCAACUGGAAUGCAUGAUGUAGAUAAUUAAAAACUAAAA
Halichondria panicea is the source of this 1310-nucleotide messenger RNA. Its product is annotated as ras-related C3 botulinum toxin substrate 1-like. Gene Ontology annotation, molecular function: GTP binding; protein kinase binding; GTPase activity. NCBI's taxonomy places the organism in Eukaryota, Metazoa, Porifera, Demospongiae, Suberitida, Halichondriidae. The record is from RefSeq and is a predicted model, not a curated record. Gene Ontology annotation, biological process: engulfment of apoptotic cell; small GTPase-mediated signal transduction; establishment or maintenance of cell polarity. The coding region runs from base 698 to 1177 and encodes 159 amino acids. Gene Ontology annotation, cellular component: cytoplasmic vesicle; cytoskeleton; cell projection. The transcript is spliced from 6 exons.